Strongylocentrotus purpuratus (purple sea urchin) is the source of this 5803-nucleotide messenger RNA. RefSeq names its product long-chain-fatty-acid--CoA ligase 3. The transcript has 13 exons. The record is from RefSeq and is a predicted model, not a curated record. Gene Ontology annotation, molecular function: long-chain fatty acid-CoA ligase activity. NCBI's taxonomy places the organism in Eukaryota, Metazoa, Echinodermata, Echinoidea, Camarodonta, Strongylocentrotidae. Gene Ontology annotation, biological process: neuron differentiation; long-chain fatty-acyl-CoA metabolic process; long-chain fatty acid metabolic process. Gene Ontology annotation, cellular component: lipid droplet; plasma membrane; endoplasmic reticulum. The coding region runs from base 265 to 2403 and encodes 712 amino acids.
CUAGUCAGACUUUAGGUCAUGAAGAAGGCAUUAGUCUGCCGUGUAAUGAUGUGUGACAACAGUCUGUAUCUUACAUGUAGCUAGCUUCAUAUUGGAGACUGAGAUAAUUGUUCAAUUGUUCAAUCGGGAAACUGGCUGUAAAUGUCUUGCUUGGUGACAAAUGAGAAGCUGAGCACAAGUGAAAGACAACGCUAAGGAAGCAACCCUCAACGGGCGAACCAAGAUUCUCAACCCAGGCAGGCAGGCGAGCAUCACAACUUCAAGAUGCCUGAUAAUAAAGAAGCGGAGCCAUUCCAUGUCUCUAUGGUGGUACAUGCCAUCCAUUUCUUCUCAUGGUUCUAUGACAUGGCUACCUACAUCCCUUGGCAGCUAGCGACAUACAGCUCCUGGACGUACCAGAACCGUCUCAAGGCUGAACCUAUAAUGGGUGACACCCAGAACCCUUGGAGGAUGGUAGGUAGCCAGCAGCUCAAGCUCAGAAAACGACAGGAUUGCAAGACUCUGGAUGAAGACUUUGAGAGGAGCUGUCAGGAAUAUGGAUCUCUAGAAGCCCUAGGAACCAGGGAGAUCUUAUCCGAGGAAGAUGAAGUGCAAUCUAAUGGCAAAGUCUUUAAGAAGCUGAUCAUGGGAGAUUACAAGUGGAGAACAUACACAGAGUUUUUGCAAGAUGUUGACAACUUUGGGAAAGGUCUUGUUAGUCUUGGUCUCCAGCCUAAACAGAAUAUACUUAUAUUUGCCGAAACAAGAGCAGAAUUUCAGAUUGGACUCCAAGCCUGCUUCAGAUAUAAUUUUCCAGCGGUGACACUGUAUGCAACGUUAGGAGAAGCAGCUAUCGCUUAUGGAAUCAAUCAGACAGGAAUCAAAUAUGUCAUUACAACAACAACACUCCUUACAAAACUAAAGUCAAUUCAGAAGGAUAUUCCAACUGUGACUCAUAUAAUUUGUAUGGAGGAUCCCGUCGCCAAGCUAGAUGAGAAGAAGCUUAGUAACGGUAUCAAAGUCACAUCAUUCCAGGCAGUCAUCAAUAGAGGAGCUGCUUCUAAGAAUGUGGAGCGUUUGAGACCGACCGCCGAAGACCUUGCCAUCAUCAUGUAUACCAGCGGAUCAACUGGGAAUCCUAAGGGAGUCAUGAUCUCCCAUAGAAACGUCUUAGCUGCUGUGUGUGGAGCAGUGGAUCGCAUCAAUGAUGUAGAGGUUGGUGAAACUGCAGCUGUGUACUUGCCCUUAGCCCACAUCUUGGAGUGUGUGGUAGAACUAUCUCUCAUCACACUAGGAUGUCGUCUAGGUUACUCAUCACCUCAGACUCUAACAGAUACAGGAACUAAGAUCAAGAAGGGUUGCCCUGGUGAUGUCAGAAUACUCAAACCAAACCUUAUCAUCUUUGUUCCUAUGAUCUUGGAGCGUAUUUACAAGGGAAUAACAGAGAAAGUAAAGGGAGGUAGCGCCCUUCAGAGAGCUAUCUUCAACUUUGCUGUAGACUACAAGUGCAAACACCUUGACCAAGGAUUCAACACACCUAUCCUCAACAGAUUAAUCUUCUCCAAACUGACCCGUCAGCUUGGUGGUCAGGUGCGUCUGAUGAUCUGUGGAGGCGCCCCAUUAGCCAGUGACCUACAGCGCUUCAUUCAAUCUUGCUUCAACAGCUCUCUUAUACAGGGAUAUGGUCUAACAGAGACGUGUGGGGUAGCCUGUGUCUCAGAAUCGCGAGACAUGAGAAUUGGUCAUGUGGGACCACCCGUUACAACAACCCAGGUCAAGCUUGUAGACUGGCCCGAGGGUGGGUAUACCAACAAGGACAAACCUAACCCUAGAGGAGAGGUCAUUGUCGGAGGUCAGAACAUCGCCAUGGGUUACUAUCAGAUGGACCAACUGACCAAAGAGGUCUUCAUCCAGGACAAUGGCAUCAGAUACUUCUGUACUGGGGAUAUCGGAGAGUUCCUUCCAGAUGGCAGUCUCAAGAUCAUUGAUCGUAAGAAGGAUCUUGUGAAGCUUCAAACAGGAGAAUACAUCUCCUUGGCAACGAUAGAGAACUUCUUGAAGAAGAGUCCAUUCAUUGAUAACAUCUGUGUAUAUGCUGAUCCUCUGUAUGACUACUGCUUAGCACUGAUUGUACCAUACAAGAAAGCUGUACAGGAGGCAGCAAACAACAACAACCUGGCAGGUAAAUCUUUUGAGGAGCUUUGUGGCAGGUCAGAAAUACUCAAAGAAGUCCUGGCUUCAUUAGCAGCAACAGGCAAAGAAGCCAAGCUCCAGAAAUGGGAAAUUCCCCGCAAAGUCCAUCUCUGUGAAGAAGCAUGGACCCCUGAAAACGGACUGGUGACAGAUGCUUUCAAGCUCAAACGCAAACCCAUCGCAAAUCAAUACAGUGCUGAAAUCAAUAGGAUGUAUGGAAAGCACCGAUGAUGAAAGGAUCACCACUCAGCACUUUCACUCAAGAAACUUGUAUAUUCAAAAUGGACUCUGAAGUUGAGGAAGCAUCCAGAAAAACUGAUCAUCAGAAUUAAUUUAAAGUGUUAUUGCAUCAUUACAGAUGAUGGUUCAAAAUAAAUGUUCAUCAUUCACUUUGCAUGCUUUUAUUGCACAUUACACAAUUUGUUUAUACAGAAAGAACAUUGAUAGAAUGAAUCUUAUUUUGUUUCUUCUUCAAUAAAAAGAAACGUAGUUUAAUAUGUAGAUCAUGCCAACAAGAUAAAUCCUGUAAAUAAUAUAAUUUGAUUGUUUUGGUGGCAGAUACCUAAUAAAUAUCUUAGCCGUGCAUUAUAAUCGGUUCUGAGCUUUAAAGGUAAUUGUAGAAGCAUUUAAUUUUCAGAAUCAAUUCUUGUUUCAUAUAUUAAUUCAAGAUGUGUUAAUAAAAAUAACUAAUUGGAGAUGAAAGAAUAAUACAAAUUGAUAUUAUUGAAAUGUGUUUUCAAACUGUAAUAAUAAUAAUAGUAAUAACAACAUUUAUAAUGCGCACAUAUCCACCCCAAGGGAUGCUCAAAGCGCCGAACAAGGUAAAUACAUUAAACAUAAGAAAGUACAUGAGAAGUUAUAGAGAACGAAAAUAAUUAAAUAUAAUUAAACAAUGUUAAUUACAUCAGAUUGUGAAAUACACUAUGUCAUAACUAAGGAAUUCAGACAUUAGAUACCGGUAGGUUUUCAAGUUUUUUUUAACAAAUUUUGAUUGAAUGGGGUAGGGAGUUCCAUAACUGUAGAUGUGAAUUGGCAUUCAUUACAUGCUUGCUACAUAGACUUUAUGCCUUGUGAUUUAAAAGCUGGCUGUACAAUGUUGUGCAUGUUCCAUUCAUGAGCUCAUUGAGCCCACACAUUACAAAUUGACCAGUUCACAGGUGAUACUCCCUUCCCCUCAAGUUUGGCAACAUAUAAUGUAUCCAUGCUACAUAUUGAUUCUUAAAGUACUAGCAACAGAGAAAUUUGUCACGCUAUUAUUUAUGAUUAGGUAAUACAUCCAUCCAUGCAAAUAAAUACAUAUGUGAACUGACCUAUUGAUUAGAGAUAAGACUGAGUUAUUUGAAGAUAUUGAACACUGCCUUGCUUUUAGCAAUUUUGAAUAUAGGACCAUGCAGCUGCUGAAAUGUUAGGAAAUGCUUCCAGUAAAGAGGCGUUUUUCAUGUUUUAUGUGAUAGGCUCUAACUAUAUACAAGGAUGCCAUUUUUCAGGCAAUAGCCUGAAUUCAGGCCCUGGCGAGUUAUUUUCAGACCAAAGUUAAGGCUUUUUGUGUACAAAAUAGCUCAUUCUAGGUGAUUUUCAGGCAUUCUGAUCACUUCUUACUGGCAUCCCUGUAUAUAGCACAAUAAGUUGUAUUGUAUUUCAAGCUUUAGUUGUUAGUACAGUGUAUGUUUCUAUGCAGUCAUGAAAAGGUUAGAAAACUAGGUAACUUUUCAGUGAUGGGCUGCCUAUAAGCUAAGGUUAGUGCUAGAUAGGUAUGGUUAGUAUAAGAAAAAAACAAGAAUGGAGGAAGGUCAAAAGGUCAUAUUUUGCUCAGAAUUGUAGAUGGAGUCUACAUGUACUGUAAUAGCGAGAAGCUUUUACAAGCUUAGAACUUUGAGGGAUUUUGAGUGGUCAUAAUUCUCCUCAGGUUUCCUACAUUGAAUGCAUUGGUCAUUAACAAUGUGGAAAAGCUGAUGGUUUAACAGUACUCUCAUGCUCAGAGUAACAACGUUUUGUUAUUGUGACCUUGUUUUUUGUUUGUGCUUAUGAAAGCGUGACAACCUUCUCUAUUUGUAUUGCUUUUUAUUGAUACCUGUAGUAAUGAAUAUCAUUAAACAUGUUUCUUAGCGCUGUUGAGUUUGUGUCUGAAUAAACAUGGGUUAUGAAUUUCCAUGUGGGGAAAGGGGAUUGAGAUAGGAAUAUUUAGUGGAAGUGUUUUGCAAUGUUUGUAAAUAGUAGAUAGACCAAGGAUACACUCCUUGGAUGAACUUUUGAUUUGAAGCACUAUAAGACUUCUCAGAGAAAGAAUGUUGAUGUAUUCAACUUUUGUUAUUGUCUAAAAAGAUAUUUAAAAAACGAGUAUGUAAAUAUACUUUAAGAGGACCCAUUUCUGUAAAUUUGUGUUUGAGGAUAAAAUGAUAUUGCAAUGUCUGUCUGUGAUCAUGAUAUAAAGCUUGCUUUUUGAUUGAGAUUAGAAAGAAAUCUUGAAUUGAUCUGAAAGAAAAUGUUUCAUUGACUUCUUAGGACAAAGCAAGUUUUAAAAAAAAAACUAGAUGUAUCUUCCUCCUAUAUUCUAGUAGCUCUUUAGCAACAUGUAUAUUUGCACGUAAAUGCACUGCUUUUUGAUAACAGAAUGCAUCUGGCCAUGCAUCAUUUAUCUUUCCUUUCAUCAGAAUAUUCUAGGUGAGGCAGAAAAGUGCUCUAGUUAAAAUGACUGCUUCUAAUACAUGUCUACUCCAGCUAGCUAGAUUUGACAUACAUUUGUAGAUAAUGACAAUUUUGUUAAUCACAUGCCAUUACAUUUUGUACAGCUCGACAUACAUGUAAUUACAUGUUAAUCACUCUGUAAGCAUCAGUUUGACAUUUUUUUAAAUUUCAUUCGUACAUUUUCAGUGCCAAAUAUAGCUUAUGAAGAAUGGUAUUAUUUGCAAACAAGAUGAUGAUAAACAUAGUGAUGAACAAUCAGAAAGGCUAUGGCUUUAUGCACAUCAAGUCAUGAAAAUGAAGAUUGAAGAAAGAAGAAAUUGAUUAUAUUUGAUGAAAGGCCUCCAUAAAUGUUCAUCUGACUUCAAGAGAACUUUCAUUGUUUGAAUCUAUCAUACGCCAGCCCAUCGGUAUAUCUUAAUGUUCUACCAAUAGAGCAAAUUUCAUGUGGAAUUCUGCUCUGGGGGGCAUCUUUUGGAAGUGUAUCUUUGUAGUGAUGUUGUAGGCAUAUUUAUAUUCUGAAGGCUUGAAAAUAAUACUAUAGUUUCCUCUCUCAUCCCCUAACGCAAUGCUUUCAUUUCAUUUCUGUCUUUAUACAAACAGCUGUGUUGUAUACAUCAAUGUGCAUGUGUACAUUGUGUAUUCUGUAUUUGAACAUUGAGUUUCUUUUAGGUUAAGAGCACAAGAUUUUGUUACUGUUUUGGUUUGCAAUUUUUUCUCCUGUUUUGUUGAAGUGACGGAAGUGUGAGUGCUAAGACAAGAUUUUUUUUUUUGUAAUCUCGGUAUAUGUUAUGAAGCCUGUUUAUUAAUGCAGACCUUCGUUUUCUUCUACUUGAGCAAUAGCAUGACAUAAAUUGGAAGAUAAAAUAUCAAUUGUGUUGAAUUAUUUGAAAUUACAUGUUGAUUGUUUUGGUGUUGUUGAUUAAAGCACUCUUUAAUAUAUUCCAGA